This is a messenger RNA of Giardia duodenalis, 1536 nucleotides long. RefSeq names its product Phosphoglucosamine mutase. Gene Ontology annotation, biological process: carbohydrate metabolic process; peptidoglycan biosynthetic process; UDP-N-acetylglucosamine biosynthetic process. Gene Ontology annotation, molecular function: phosphomannomutase activity; phosphoglucosamine mutase activity. Bases 1 to 1536 code for a protein of 511 amino acids. Gene Ontology annotation, cellular component: cytosol. Lineage: Eukaryota; Fornicata; Diplomonadida; Hexamitidae. The record is from RefSeq and is a predicted model, not a curated record. The transcript has a single exon.
AUGGAUAGGCUCAUCGCCACAUUUUCUGGGUUACGCUGGAUCCAUGACGAGCAAUCCUUUGGGCGAAUUAUGUGUUACGUUACCGCAUUCGCCAAGGCUCUUCCACAAAUGGUAGACAACUGCUCUACGACGCGCUCAAAGAAGCUUGUGUACGUUGGGCGAGAUGGAAGGAACACUGGGGAUGAAUACCCUAAGUACAUUAUCGCAGCCCUCCUUCUGGAAGGUUUUAACGUUAAAUACCUUGACAUUGUUCCCACCCCUACAGUGCAGCAGUUGGUCCGUAACUCCCAGUGCGCAGGAGGAGUGAUCGCGACUGCUUCUCACAAUCCCCCCAAGUGGAAUGGACUUAAGUUUGUUGGGCCCAGUAGCAUAUUCCUCACCCCAGACGAGUGUACUCGUGUGUAUAGUUGUGUCACCGAAGAUAUGCUUCAAAAGGAGUAUCACAGCUUCAUGACCAAACAUCCACAUACAGUGCUAGUACAGGAGAUCGCCGAUUCCAUUCAGAAUAAAAAGACGUACACCCACAAUAAGGCGAAAAUGGAAUAUGUGGGGUCUGACGAUGCCAUAGCUGAGCACAUAAAGCAUGUUCUUGCACAGACUCCUCUAGUUAAUGCUGCCUCCAUCCGUGAAUCAAACUUCUCAAUAGGUUUCUCUGGGUGCAAUGCGUCUGGUGCCAUGUAUAUCGUCUCUCUAUGCGAGCACUUGGGCGUCAGUCUCAAGGUACCUUACAUGAUGGAGCCAGGUCCACUUCCGCUACAGCCAGAGCCUAUUCCAGAAAACCUUGUCCAGUUUGGACAGGCUAUAAAGGACCAAGGAGACGUCCACGUGGGAUUUGCAGUUGACCCCGAUGCUGAUAGACUGGUUAUUCUUACUGAGACGGGCGUGCCGCUGGGAGAGGACUACACCCUUGCUCUGUGUGUUGACUACGCCCUUUCUCUUCAGCCUCCGGGCGAGUAUCAUAUAGUGACGAAUAUCAGUACAUCCCUAGUCGUUGCAGAUGCGUGCAGAAAGCAUGAGGAAAGGGGCGUCAAGGGUGUACUGCACUACACCGCAGUAGGAGAGGUCAACGUGGCACUCAAGAUGCUUGAACUGGGCGAUAGGUGUCUUGUUGGCGGUGAGGGGAACGGCGGCGUGAUGCUUCCGUCUGCGCACAUAGGCCGUGACAGCAUCGUGGCGAUUGUCCUUGUUCUCUCAUGGCUUGCUAAGAUGCGCAAGCUUCACGGAGAGAGGCCAAUUAGCGAGCUUGUUGCAGAACGAUUCCAGAAAUACUAUAUUAAGAAGAACAAGUAUACCAUAGCACCAGAGAAGCGAGCUAAGCUUGACAAGAAGCUGCAGGCCUUGGCGCAAGAAGCCUCCGAGUAUGACGUUGACACUGUUGAUGGGGUAAAGUUCACAUCCGUCAGCUCUCGUAAGUGGGUUCAUAUGCGCUUUAGCAACACUGAGCCUAUUAUUCGUAUAAUUUCAGAGGCACCGUCUGAAGACGAGGCGGUCGAACUGAUUAAGAAUUAUGAGAAGGCGCUUUCUUUGAUUACCUAA